AUGUUUCCAGAUAUAACAGCUCCAGGAGUGAACAUAUUAGCUGCUUAUUCUCUAGUAGCCCCAAUUUCUCCGUAUUCAGAAGACAUUAGAAAAGCACCCUUCAACAUAAUAUCAGGGACUUCCAUGGCUUGUCCCCAUGUUAGCGGAGUUGCGGCUUAUAAAGAAGGGAGCAUGAUAAAUUUAACACAUAACAUGAGUUCAGAAACUAACCCUGACGGGGAAUUUGCCUAUGGAGCCGGUUUUCUCAAUCCUCUAGGUGCAGCACACCCCGGUUUAGUCUACGACCGAAACGAGACUGAUUACAUUGAUUUUCUCUGUGCUGAAGGUUACAAUGUCAAGCAACAAAAAAACCUCACCAAGGGCGGAAGCAGAUGCUCCAAAUCCUCCAAAAAAAGUGGCGGUGACCUAAAUUACCCAUCCUUCACCGUCUCUACCUUGCGACAGAAGCUAUUUAGCCAAAUCUUUGAAAGGACUGUCACAAAUGUUGGGCCACCACAGUCCACUUAUAAAGCCACUUUUUGGCCCCAGAAGACAUUGAAAUUUAGGUCAACUGGAGAGAAGUUGAAUUUUAAAAUGCAAGUGCUUGGAAUCCUGGGCCAAGACGAUGAAGCACUUGUGUCUGCGUCUCUAGUAUGGGAUGAUGGUCGUUACCGAGUUAGGAGCCCCAUUGUGAUACAUGUGCCAUUUUGA
Thlaspi arvense is the source of this 690-nucleotide messenger RNA. The record is from the annotation of a GenBank genome assembly. Lineage: Eukaryota; Viridiplantae; Streptophyta; Magnoliopsida; Brassicales; Brassicaceae.